Messenger RNA from Coccomyxa subellipsoidea C-169, 1473 nucleotides. Its product is annotated as DUF726-domain-containing protein. The coding region runs from base 1 to 1473 and encodes 490 amino acids. The transcript is spliced from 10 exons. The record is from RefSeq and is a predicted model, not a curated record. Lineage: Eukaryota; Viridiplantae; Chlorophyta; Trebouxiophyceae; Coccomyxaceae.
AUGACGCUGCUGGACGCCUGUCUAGGCACGCACCAUAUGCCCACGCUGCAGGACGUCAUCAGCCAAGCCCAGGACAAGGGAAACGGCAAAAGCAAGGGGAAGCAGGGAGGGACAGAAGCGGCAGGCGUGAGGUGGUACGAUGCACGAGCCAGGGUGGCUCUGAGGCGGGUUGCCCUGUGGCUUCGUGUGCCGGCAACCAAACUGCCCAUCUUUGAAUGCCUGCUGGCCCAGGAAUCCCAGGUUCCCGAGGUCAAAGGAGAGGUGCAGAAGGAGUCUCUGUGGGGCUCCCGCAUGCGCUAUGCCAAGAUCGGCGCCGCCGCCGUCGGCGGUGGAGCACUGCUGGCUGUCACAGGCGGCCUGGCGGCUCCGGCGCUCGCAGCGGUGGCGGGAUCAGUCAUGACGACGGCGGGGGCGGGCGCGGCAGCUGGCGCGCUCACCGGCUUUGUCGGCAGCUCUGUAGGCGCCGCAGCUGUCAUUGGCGGGUUUGGGGCGGGCGGCGCUCACGCCGUUGGGAGCCGUAUGGCGCGCCGGCUCGGUGAUGUGAAGGAAUUUGGCUUCAUAGAGGUGAGGGACACUCAGCGGCCUCCUGGUGAGGAGCCUCCGCAGCUGCAGCCGGCACCCAUUGCGCCACCGGGCGCCGCGGCCGACCCGCGCCUGGCACUGACUGUCUGUGUCAGCGGCAUGAUUGCAUCUGUGGAGGAGUUUGAGAGUCUGUGGAAGGGUGUGAGCGCAGCAGACACCCAGAGAAUGGCGCUGGUGUGGGAGAGCCAGGAGCUGCUGGCCCUCAACAAGUCCAUCAUGACCUUCAUCAAGGACCAGGCAUACUUCUCCUAUAUUAUCCUCCAUGCCACAUACAUAAGAACUGGCGUUAAAUUCCUCGCUUGUUGCUCCAGCAAAGACGCGGCUGCGCAGAUGGCAGGCAAGUGGUUCAUCGAGAAGUUCCUUGUGCACGGCCUGAUUGCGGCCAUCGCACUGCCGAUGACAGUGCUGUCUGUCUCCAGCAUCAUUGACGCUCAGUGGUCUGUGGUGAGUAAUCGGGCGGUACUGGCCGGGCAGCUGCUUGCGCAUGUCCUGAUGUCGGGCGCGCACGGCGGACGUCCAGUCACCCUCAUCGGCUACUCCAUGGGCGCUAGGCUGAUAUUCCACUGCCUGCUGGAGCUGUGCCGCUGCCGCGCGAAGGGCAUAGUGGAGAACGCUGUGCUGCUGGGCACUCCCGUAGGUGUCACUCCCGAGCGCUGGGCCAUGGCGCGAUCUGUCGUGGCCGGCCGCCUCGUCAACGGUUACUCACCCCAGGACUGGGUGUUGGGGCUGAGCUUCAGGGCGAGGGAGCUGACGCUGGUGGCGGCAGGGCUCGCCCCCGUGCGGGUUACAGGUGUGGAGAACGUCAACCUGCAUGCACUGGUGAAGGCGCAUGUGGAUUACUCUGCCAACAUGGAUGCAAUCCUUGACCUGCUGGGCUUUGCUGGGGAGUGA